Molecule: messenger RNA, 2019 nt
Organism: Physella acuta
Lineage: Eukaryota; Metazoa; Mollusca; Gastropoda; Physidae
Product: death domain-containing protein CRADD
Biological process (GO): signal transduction; regulation of apoptotic process
Molecular function (GO): protease binding; death domain binding
Source: RefSeq, a predicted model, not a curated record
AAAUUUUUUUUGGGAAGAUGGCCGCUGUGUUUAUCUACUAAUAUUUAUCUCAAACACCUUGUUUAAAAAUUAAAAUGUCUGGAGGGAACAGGGGCAAGCUCAAGAGUGAAGAUGAGGAGAGGAUAAAAAAAAACUACCAGCUACUUAAAGAUGAAAUUGAUCCAAAGUAUAUAGUGGAUCACAUGUUUUCACAAAGUGUUUUCAACUUAGAUGAUAAGGAAGAAAUCCUUUGCCACCCAUCCAGAGGAGGAAGAGCUGAGGCAUUUUUAAACAAGCUUUUAAAUGCAGGACCAAACAAAGCCUAUGCCAUUUUUGUUAAUGUUCUUGAAGAAGAAUACCCCCAUGUUGCGGAAAAAUUAAAAAGCACUGUAUUGGAUAUAAAAUUAGAAGAAUGUCCAUAUUCCUGGUUUGAUGAUAGCAGUGACAUCGAUAAAAACCACAGAAUCACUCAAGCUGAAGCAAGCCGUUUGGCUUCAUGCUUUGGAAAAAACUGGGAACAUGUCAUGCUUCAAUUUGGCCACAGAAUGGCCUCAAUUGAAAUAGAACUACAGAGCAAAGGAAAUAAUAUUCGUUUAACCAUUACCAACCUGCUAAUUAGAUGGUGCCAACAGCAGGGAAACAAUGCAACUUACAGAAAUUUCAUAGAUACACUGAAAAAAGCAAGUGAAACUCAAGUAGCAACAAUAGAUUGGGAGGGCAUACAAGAAAUAAUGCUGUUACCAAGUUAAUGUAGUCUACUGCCAUUUUACACAACUAGCUUCUUUUACCAAUUUAAUGUACAGACUGACACAACUAGCUUCUUUUACCAAUUUAAUGUACAGACUGACACUGUUUCAUACUACUCUAUUUUUCUAGUAAGCUAAUGAAAAGUCUAAUUUAAUACAACAAGAUUUUUGUUUGAAAUUAACUAUUGCAUAAUUGAAGCAGUAUUUCAUUAUGAGACAGUGUACAACCAUAGCAAGUUUGCCAGUGAAAUUGGGAUGUGCUGUGUGUGUUAGCAAGUACAAAGAUUCUGUUGCUGCAGUAUGGGGAUGUUUGUUGUGAUAGAUCAUUUGUGUAAUGUCUGGAUGACAUGGUAGGGAAGACUGUGUCCUAACUUUGUCUCUUUCAUAUGGUUUGUUAAACAGAAAAUUGAUAUGCGAUCAUGAGUAAGCUUAGCUUUUACUUGAGUGUUGUUGCUGUACAAUAAAUUUUAUGGGAUGUUCAUGAUUUUUUUGUAAUAUAAUUUGCAGUGGAUUGUGUUGAAAUUAAACCAUAGAGGUAUAAAUGACAAUUAUUAACCUCUCACAUCCUGCCUGAUGUGGUCCAUGGUUUGAAGACUACACCUGCCCACCCACUAUCUUUUAUUUCUUCCAUAUUGACUUUUAUAUUUUACCCUGUUUGCCUUUUUACUCUUAUUUAACAUAAAUUUUGAUCAUGUAGCAUUGAAUUAUUUUCUCAUAAUUCCUUCUACUUAUGAAUACCAGCACCUUCAGAUUUGGAUGGAAAAUAUUUAUAUUAUAUUAAAGUUCCAGAAUUUUAAAUCCUAAUCCUACACUAAUUGAAUUUUUACAUGAAUUUGUAAUUAAUUAAUUACAUCAUUGACCUAUGAGUCACUGUAGUUGCAUAUCAUAAAACACAUAAUAUAUAACCUUGAAGUCUUGUGUUAGGUUCCUGUAUUUUCUUAAGUCCACCCAUUGCUACACAGGGUAAUGCCUACUGGAGUAGAGUUUGGGAAAGGAAAGGCAUAGCUAUAUAAUUUAAAUAAGGUAGAUAAUGAUUGUUUCUCACAUUUUGAAUGCAGGAAAUUAAGUUAUUUUCCAACACUUGAUGUAGCAACAGUGAUGUGCCUUGAUUAUCUUAGGUAUUGCAACUCUAUUUGAUCAAGGCAUAUUACUCUCAUUAUGUAAGCUUAACUCCCCACACAUAAGUAUUUUCAAUAUUAUUUAUUAUUGUAUUGUUUAUCCUUGUUUUAAAAUAAAAGAAUGGAUUCAAAAUGUUGGUAUAGUAUAAUUUAUCAGGUUGUUGAGAUUAUGAAUA